AUGGAACGAAAAAGAAGAGCAAAAGGUUCAGAAAGUGUGAAACAGGAACAAAAACAUCUGAGAGCGAGUGGCUUAGAGUACAAAACAUAUCGGCUUGAUUUAGAUAAGGUACAUCAGUUUUCUAUGGAACAUAAUCUUACUAUUAAUCCAGAUAAGACACAAGUGUUAUUGUUUUGUUCUGAUCAGAAGAGGAAAACUGUCGAAGAUUCUUUCCAUCUGACUAUUGAUGGCAUAACAUUACAGCAUACUCAAACAGCUGUGCAACAUCCAACAGCCAUAGCCAAUUACAGGAUGGAUAAACAUGAAAAUAUAAACAAAUGCAUGUAG
This is a messenger RNA of Acanthoscelides obtectus, 327 nucleotides long. NCBI's taxonomy places the organism in Eukaryota, Metazoa, Arthropoda, Insecta, Coleoptera, Chrysomelidae. The record is from the annotation of a GenBank genome assembly.